This is a messenger RNA of Sphenostylis stenocarpa, 1815 nucleotides long. The record is from the annotation of a GenBank genome assembly. Lineage: Eukaryota; Viridiplantae; Streptophyta; Magnoliopsida; Fabales; Fabaceae.
AUGGGAGAACAUUGUUAUGUAGAAACCGACCCAACUGGUCGCUAUGGAAGGUUUGGAGAUAUUCUUGGAAAAGGGGCAAUGAAGACUGUGUACAAAGCAAUUGAUGAGGUUCUUGGCAUUGAGGUAGCAUGGAACCAAGUCAGACUCAAUGAGGCGCUUCGCACCCCGGAAGAUUUGCAGAGGCUUUACUCAGAGGUUCAUCUCCUCAGUACCCUCAAGCACCAGUCCAUCAUAAGAUUCUACACUUCUUGGAUUGAUGUUGAAAACCGGGCCUUCAACUUUGUCACAGAAUUGUUCACAUCAGGGUCACUGAGAGAAUACAGGAAGAAAUAUAAUCGUGUCAGCAUACAAGCUAUAAAGAAUUGGGCUCGCCAAAUCUUACAAGGUCUUGUUUAUCUACAUGGGCACGAUCCACCAGUGAUCCAUAGGGACCUUAAAUGUGAUAACAUAUUUGUCAAUGGUCAUCUUGGACAAGUAAAAAUUGGUGACCUGGGACUUGCUGCAAUUCUCCGUGGUUCCCAAUCAGCACACAGUGUUAUAGGCACCCCUGAAUUCAUGGCUCCAGAAUUGUAUGAGGAAGAAUACAAUGAACUUGCUGAUGUGUAUUCAUUUGGCAUGUGUGUGUUGGAAAUGCUUACAUCUGAAUAUCCAUAUAGCGAAUGUUCUAAUCCAGCACAAAUCUACAAGAAAGUGACAUCGGGAAAACUACCAAUGGCGUUUUUCCGGAUUGAAGACAUGGAAGCACAAAAGUUUAUUGGAAAAUGCUUACUACCUGCAGAAAAGAGGCCGUCGGCGAAAGAAUUGUUGCUUGACCCGUUUCUUGUGUCUGAUGAUCCAUCAUCAACGACAAAAUUUGCAAUUCAGAAGCCAUUUUUAAAUGCCACUGAGAUGGAGAAACUACAAUUAAGUGAUGAUCUUCCUAGGACUGGAAUGAAAGUGAUAGGGAAACUGAAUCCUGAAGAUGAUACUAUCUUUCUCAAAGUGCAAAUUUCUGAUAAGGAUGGUUCUGUAAGGAAUGUAUUCUUUCCCUUUGACAUUUUCAAUGACACCCCUGUUGAUGUUGCAACUGAAAUGGUGAAAGAGUUGGAGAUUGAUGAUUGGGAACCUUUUGAGAUUGCAAAUAUGAUUGAUAGAGAGAUAUCUGCUCUGUUACCUCACAGGAGGCAAAGUAGCAGUUCAGAUGCCUUCCACACAUUCAGCUAUAUAGAUGGUGAUUGUGAUGAUGACGAUGCAACUCAACAUCACUUUCGCUCGUUCUCUUCAAGUUCAUCAUUCCAGGAAUCACUGCCAGAUUUUGUCAAAGCUGAGGAAAUAUCAAGUGGGUAUUAUUGGCUCCAUGAUGAUUCGCAUGACGAUACCAGUUCACGAUGCUCUUCACAAGGGACAUAUUCCAACUUGAAUUAUUAUUCUGUAGAUGAUCAUCAAGAUCAGUACAACGUGCCUUCUUUGAGAAAAGAUAAACUUCCCAUCAUAAAGAGUCACAGCAAGGGAAAAAAGGUUUCCCCUGGCGAAGACUUAAGCAAUCUCAACCACUUUAAACUCAUGGUAGGAUCACAGGUUCCUUUUACUAGUAAAAAUAAGAUAGUGAUGAAUAACAGCAGAUUAACAAGGAACAGAUCAUUGAUUGAUCUAAGGAGCCAACUAUUACACCGAUCACUGGUUGAAGAGGUAAAUAAAAGAAGGUUAUUCAAGACAGUUGGUGCUGUGGAAAAUAUUGGGUUUCAGGCACCUUGUGAUGUUACCACAAAAAGGUCACAGCAUGUAUCUGCUGCUCCAAAUGAGAAAUCUUCCAGGAAGGGCAAGGGGAAAAAAUAA